Messenger RNA from Tuber aestivum (summer truffle), 1784 nucleotides. The record is from the annotation of a GenBank genome assembly. Lineage: Eukaryota; Fungi; Ascomycota; Pezizomycetes; Pezizales; Tuberaceae.
CUCGCGCUCCGACCAGAAAAGCAGCCAAACAAACUUAUAGUCUAGAUAAUUUCCUUCUUUUCUCCCUUUCGCUCUGGUCCACCCCUUCCUCCUUGAAACUCUUCAAUACAGGGGCUCAGGAACAUCUGCGCUCCCAUCACGCCGAGCUUACCAGUGAUAGAGGGACUAAAGAAAAGAUUUACAGAAAUGAUUACAAUCAGUAAGUUUCCGUGCUACCCUGUGAGCCCCGACACUCUACGAGCAUAAAAAAAUAAAAGGUGGAUAAAUAACCGAUAUUUAACACAGAGGUCCCCUGUUCUUCCGCAAACAUUGGUUUGUUCCCAAUAUCUUUACCAUCCAACUCCACAAUUGCGCACGGCAAACACCCUGGCUAAUACCGGUAACCGGCCACAGGUCCCGGCUUCGACGUUGUUGGGCUCUCACUCUCCAUCUGGCUGACUCUCCGAGUCAGCAUCGUUACCACGGUUGAUACAACCACCUCCACUCACACCCUAAACUGCAAAAUCACCUACGAGGGCGAAGGAGCCUCUCAUGUUCCGCUAGAUGCCGACGCAAAUCUCAUAACCCGCACGGCACUAUACGUCCUCAAAUGCCACGGCCAACGCACGUUCCCGCCCACCACACACGUCCACAUCGUCAACCCCAUCCCUCUUGGCCGCGGCCUGGGCUCUUCUGGCGCUGCAGUUGUAGCGGGAGUCCUCCUCGCCAACUCCGUCGGCAAAUUGGAUCUUAGCAGGGACCGCAUGACGGACUAUUGCCUCAUGAUCGAGCGGCACCCGGAUAACGUCAUGGCGGCCAUGAUGGGCGGGUUCGUGGGUAGUUAUCUCAGGGAGCUGGAUCCCGCCGAUAUGGAGAGGAAGGAGAUCCCGCUUGCGGAAGUGUUGCCGGAACCGGCGGGCGGUGUGGAUACUGGGUUGAGGCCCCCCGAGCCUCCCCUCGGGAUUGGGCACUAUAUCAAGUUUGGCUGGGCGAAGGAGGUUAAAGCUGUUGCUAUCAUUCCGGAUUUUGAGGUCUCCACUGCCACGGCUAGAGGGGUGUUACCGGAGGCUUAUUCUAAGAAGGACAUGGUUUGUCCCCUACCCUAUAACUGAUACUUGGGGCAAAGCGGGGUGGUGCUGAUUGGAGGAAUAGAUAUUCAACCUGCAAAGGCUCGCAGUCCUAACCACUGCAUUAACCCGCUCCCCUCCAGACGCAGAGUUGAUCUAUCAAGCAAUGCAAGAUAAAGUUCAUCAGCCGUAUCGCAAGCACCUUGUACCCCUCCCCCACCCCCACCUUUCCUUUUCACAUACCCCAGUAUUCUGAGCAACCCCUCUAGAUCCCAGGGCUCCCAGAAAUCCUCGCCUCCGUAACCCCCCAAUCCCACCCGGGCCUUUUGGGAAUCUGCCUGUCCGGCGCAGGGCCUACGAUAUUGGCGUUGGCGACCCACAAUUUUGAACAUAUCGCCGAGAUGAUCAUGACUAGGUUCAAGCGGGAGGGUAUCACCUGUAGAUAUGAGUUGCUUGAGCCGGCGUACGAGGGGGCGCAGGUUAUUGAAUCUUAAUCUUGAGAGCUUCUGUCUGUCUAUACACGUUGACAGGUUGGGUAGAUAGAUAUACGGGAGUUGUAUAAAAUAGAGAUAAAAAGCCGUGGGACGAUAGAUUUUUUUCCUCAUACAUUCUUCCUUGCUUUGUUGACUAUAAAUGCUUCUUGUUCUUGCACUGGGGAUUGCUUACGGUGAGUGCAUAAAAUGGCAGGAAACUAUAGAGGCCUGAUUAGCAGGCACAAUGCGGAGCAAUCAUGAAUUU